This is a messenger RNA of Spirodela intermedia, 1119 nucleotides long. NCBI's taxonomy places the organism in Eukaryota, Viridiplantae, Streptophyta, Magnoliopsida, Alismatales, Araceae. The record is from the annotation of a GenBank genome assembly.
AUGGAAGACGACGACGACGCGCGGUCUUUCCAGCCGUCGUCGCCGUCGUCGGCGAGCCCCGGCGGCGCCGACGCCGCCCGAUCCGCGUCCUGGCCCCCCCCGACGGCGUCCCCCCCGGCGGGGAGCCUCCCGGCGGCGACCACAGCAGCCCUGAUCAAGGCCGCCGGCGCGUCCUCCGGCGGCAACGGGGGCAGCGCCGGCGCCGGCGGCGGCGGCGGGAGGGAGGACUGCUGGAGCGAGGGGGCUACGGCGGUGCUGAUCGAGGCGUGGGGGGAGAGAUUCGUGGAGCUGAGCAGGGGGAACCUGAGGCAGCACCACUGGCAGGUGGUGGCGGAGAUCGUCAGCGCCCGCGACGACUACGGCAAGCCCCCGAAGUCCGACGUCCAGUGCAAGAACAGGGUGGACACCUUGAAGAAGAAGUACAAGCUCGAGAAGGCCCGCGCCGCCUCCGGUGGGGGGCCCUCCAAGUGGCCCUUCUUCGGCCGCCUCGACCGGCUCGUCGGCUCCAAGCCUCCUUCCCCCUCCUCCUCCUCGCUGGCGGCGGCGCUGCCUGCUUCCAAGGCCAAGCCAGGGAACCAUCUCCGAGCCCCCCACCUUCCGGUGGCCGUUCCCGUCGGCCCCCGGUCCUUCCACCACUUCCAGAAGAGGAAGGCCCGGCUGCCCAACCCGAGGACCGCUCCCAUCGCCGUCGCGGCGGCGGCUGCGGCGGCGGCAGCGGCUGCGGCGGCGUCGCCGGACUCGUCGGAGAGCCCUCCCCCGAAGCUGUCGGCGGCAGCGCGGAAGAAGGCGAGAGCCGCGUGGAGGGAGCCGCCGCCGCCGCCGGUUAUGCCGGUGGGGAGGAAGAUGAUCCAGGAAUGGGGGGAGGGUCUGCGGGAGCUCACCGAGGCCAUCCUCAUGUUCGGCGAGGUCUACGAGCGGGUGGAGAGCUCGAAGCUGCAGCAGGUGGUGGAGAUGGAGAAGCAGCGCAUGGGUUUCGCCAAGGAGCUCGAGCUGCAGCGGAUGCAGUUCUUCAUGAAGACCCAGAUGGAGCUCACCCAGCUCAAGCGCAACGUCCAGCCCACCGCCGCCGACGCCGACGCCACCGCCGCCACCCACAGUAACAGCGACAACUCAGAUUAG